This is a messenger RNA of Lymnaea stagnalis (great pond snail), 11721 nucleotides long. The record is from the annotation of a GenBank genome assembly. NCBI's taxonomy places the organism in Eukaryota, Metazoa, Mollusca, Gastropoda, Lymnaeidae.
CAAAAACGAAAGUAGCGAAUGGGUUACUCAACAAAUAGAGUGUAGUAGCCGGCCCUUCUACUUCUUCGUUUAAGUUAAAGUCAAGUGUGCCUCUAUUUCUGAGAAUAUGUUUCAAAUGUAUAGGCCUGAUUAUUCUAGCUAAUUUAAUUUUAAAUAAUCAAGACCAAUCAGUACAAUCACAAUGCCAAUAUUAAAUGUGCGGAGUAUUAUUAUAAGAAAUUAUGGUCAAAAGUUGAUUGGGCAAAUAAAACACCAUGACCAUAAUUUUUAUAAAAAUAAAGUAGACCUUCAUUGUUUUGUUGUGUGUAGGCCAAAUAAACAAAUUACACAUUCAUUGCAAUUCAAGAGACUUAUCUGUACUUUGAAAAAGCGUGUUGACCAUAUGAAAUUGCUGUUGCAGAAUUCAGCAAAAUUAUUAAAUAAACCCAGCAAACUUUCAGAAACUCUGUUAUUUUCUUUUAAGGCAACUGAAACCAGCACAGGUAGCUUACUUACUUACCCUUGAAUUUUUGUGUUAAUAAAAUUAUUUAUUAAAUAUAAAUUUUAUUUUAUCAUUUGCAAGUUUUAUAUGAAAAGCAUAACUUUAAAAAAUGGUAGACAAAUAAAAGAGAUAAUUGCUAUACUCUGACUAUACUGUACUGUACAAGGAAAAGAAAUUGUAAAAAAGAAUUUCUUGGUCAUGGUAGCUGAUGACAAUGUCAUUGUAACUUUAAGAAAAUAAUUUCAAUUUGCAUCCAGUAGAAACGAAAAUUGCCAUUAAGUGUGCUUAAUUUAACUAUACGGUUGGUAGAAUGUAAAACAAUGCUGACAACAGCAUUUAUAAAUAUAUAAAUCGAAGUGGCGCCGGACGUGUAGUGCGCAAGAUAUACGUCCGGCGGCUUGUGACGUGACCGCCGGACAUGGCCGGACGGCUAGUAGUUUUUAUAAUUCCAAACGAAGUACGGUUUAUUACAUCUUGUCUGGUCUUGUGGUAGAGUGGUUGCUUGACUAUAGGAAGGUUUGAGGAUCUAUACUGGGGAUAGGGUCAUUUUUUUUCUUCCCAUUUUAAUUAAAAUAUUUUGUAUAUAUUUAUAUUAUCAUGUUCCUCAGCAACAGUAGUUUCAUGAGAAGUUUUUAAAUAUUUUGUAGCAAUUGAAAUAAUUUAAAAUGAAAUCUUUUUCUUCCCAUUUUAAUUAAAAUAUUUUGUAUAUAUUUAUAUUAUCAUGUUCCUCAGCAACAGUAGUUUCAUGAGAAGUUUUUAAAUAUUUUGUAGCAAUUGAAAUAAUUUAAAAUGAAAUCUUUUAACUUUAACUUUUAUUGGUUGCCAACGCCUACUCCACACUGGCCCCUAAUUUAUUUUAUGGAUUACUGGUACACAAACUCAAAUAACAAACUAAACAAAAAUGUUUUCUAUUAUUUGCAUUCAAGAUACUCAGUACAUUACUUGGUAGAGAAAUAGAUUUUAAAAUUAACAAUAGUUUUGAAUUAUUCGCAGUCAUGUGACAAGGCUGACCGACAAGAUAUCUCUCGCCACUUUGUUACGGCGGUCAUGUGACUUGGUCGCCGGACACAUAGUGCGGGAGAUAGACGUCCGGCGCGCCGGACGUGUAGACACUGCCUAUAUAUUUAGCAUAAUAAUAGAAAAACAUACAUUUUGGAAUUGUAAAUGUCAUAAUAUGAAAAGGAGGUUAUCUUCCAAACACCAGUCGCAAAUGUCAAAUAGUAUAAUUUUCUUUAAUAAGUGCCUGGCUAGUAGCCAAAUAGCCAUCCAUAAUUGGUGUUAUAAUUAUUUACAUCUAUGAAUCUGAAUAAAUGGAAUGGAGUUGUCUUGCAGACUAAUUGCUAGUAAUAAUAUACAACAAGCCAUACGAAGAAUGCAAGGUCUGGCACAUUGCAAGGGCAUAUAUUGACAUCAUUUAUGAUCGCAUGUAUGCCAGAAUGUAUGACAUAAUAAUUUAUGACAACUAGUAUGACAGUAUUCUUUGUUCAGUGUGUUUGCUAAUGGCACUGUAUUAAAGCGCACUGAUUAGUGUGGCUUGCUGAAGCCUCUGUGGGACAGCAUGCUUUGGUUAGUGUGGCUAAUAUCAAACAGCAAUGACUGCAACAACUGUCAAUGCCCCAUGUCUUUAAUACGACAUAUUAAGUCACAUGAUGGCUACUUAGGGAAAUGCCAUCCGUGCAAUAUGAGAUGCAGUAUAUGCAUCAAGUCAUUUUUUGCAAACUGUGGGCUUAGCACACAGACAAUCAUCUUGAUGAUAUUAUAUUGGGUUUAUGAAUUGAUAUGCAAGUAUGUUAUUCUUUUCAGCAGCAUUGAUAAUUCAGACAUCAUUGUAAAAUACAACAAACUUUUGCGAAUUGAGUUUUGCAAUUGGUUUCAAGUUCAACACAUUAAGAUUUGAGGCUUCAUUGCCACGAGGCUAACAAUUUACGUUGAAGUUGACAAAGCAUAUUACUUGUUAUUGGAAAUUUCAUUGUAAUCAUGGCCGAUACAGCUCUUUGGUUGUAGGAAAUGUUGGUUGGAAAUCUUGGUGCUGAGAAAUGCGGUGCUUUUCGCGUUUAUGGACAGUACUUGAAGUUGUUGACUGACAAUUAGCACAUUUUACCAUAUAUUUGAUAAAAAAUGAUUAAACUGCCAAAUUAACUUCUCAUUUGAUGCGUUUUACUAGUGUUUUGAAUUCAGGACUGGUGUUUUGAGAAUUAACUGAAAAGGACAUAAUAUUUGAGUUAGCAUCCCUUUUUCUUUAUUUCUUCUUAAAUCUGCUGUAAUUUAAUUAUAUGUUUUCAAACUAAUCAUCUACAGUGUUUACUUUGCAAUGGGAAAACCUUUUAAAACUACUUAAAAAUUUAAAUUGUAAAGAAAAAUACAGAAAAUAAUAUAACUGACAUAACAUGAAUUUUUAACUGACGUAGUGUGUCUGAAUGCAAGAAAUAAAUAAAAAACAUGAAUAGAACAUUCUUUGACAGAAUUAUAAAUACUUCACUGUAGCAGUUUAAAUAAACAUAAAUAAAAGGGUUUCAAUGCCUGUCCAUCAUAUGAAAUUGACCAUGAAAAUUGUCUGUCUAUAUUUUUUAUUAGGUUUAAAAAACAACAAAAAUUUCUAUUUUAAAAAAAUGUGCAGACUACAUGUUCUUAAUGGAAAAUGGCCAUCAGGUCAUGUGUAACACAAAACAAUUAUACCAAAAAUGAAUCCAUACCAAGAUGCAUGAAUUAAAUUUGGUUACCGGAAAUUUGUUUGAAAGAAAUUUCGUAUAGAAAAUUUGAUCGAACUGAAGUUUGUUUGGUCAAAUCUUUUUUUCGGGUCCACGCGGUAAAAUUUUGCUUCAAAUUUCUUUUUGAACGCAUUCUCUUGUUUUACUUUAUAGUAUAGUGCAUUCUAAAAGAAAUUAGACGCAAAAUUUUAAAGUGUGAACUGAAAAAAAAGAUUUGACCAAACUUCCGUUCAAUCAAAUUUUCGUUGAUCGAUUUUCUGUUGACAAAAUUUCUUUCAAACAAAUUUCCGCAUGAAAUUUAUGCAUAAAUUUAAAUAGUAACAAAUUUUAUGCAAUGUAAUUUUUGUAUGUUGAAUCCACUUCAGUUUUUUAGUGUGGCAUUGUUUGAUAUUAUUAGAUAUCCUCUAAUGUCCAUGUGUUACUGGCACAAAGACUAACUUUUGAAUCAUUUUCUUUCUAGCAACAUUUUGCUCUGAUGCAUCAUCAGGAAAUAAUUCAAAUCAUGAAGUGGAUGAUGAAGAAGAGUAUGGGCAAUACUUAAGAGAGAUCUGUGCUAUUCCCGGAAUGGGCCACAGAGUUUUAGUUAUUCAACCAGGUGAGGCAUAGUAAGAGAAAUUUAAGUAUUUAGCUUAUGACUUAGUUUUUAUAUUGUGAAUACUAAAGAUUUAACUAUCAAAUUAGUACUGCUGCAGUUUUUCAGACUGCAUAAAAAGUUAGCCUACAUUUUAUUUGUUUCUUUUAGUUACCUUCGGUAUGUCUUAUACAUUUCCUCAUGUCCUAAUUGUUUUUAAGGAAAUAUUUAAAACAGGAUGGGGAAAAAAACUGAAAAAAAAAGGAUGUAACAAAACAACGGUGUUGGCAAGAAGCCUUCUUUGGCUAACGUUAUAAACUAAGGGUAACAAAAAAAUAAGUCCGAGAAUUAAGAUAGGCAAUGCGGGAUGGAAGAGAGAAAAAGAAAGCACAUUGCGGUUGCUCAUAAGUAAUUGUUCUAAGAAGUUUUUGAUAGAUCAAAACCAUUCUUGCCAUUUUUUGCCUUGUCAUACGAUUGACUUUCAAAAUUGAACUUGAAAUAUUAUUUUAAUUAUUUUUCUACAAAGACAUCAAAUCUGGAUCAAGGCGAUAUUUAAUGACAACAAAAGAACUCAAACUGGCAGAAACAUGUGCUCUUGUCCAGACGUUACCAAAGUGGAAAGUUGUUGAUAUGGUAAACAUCUCACUGUAUUUUAUUAAUGUUGUAAACAUCUGGCUAUAUUUUAUUUGAUCUUCUGACUGACAUGUAAAUCAGGACAAACAUUUUCCUCUGAUGUAAAGGUCACAAUGUUAACAUACAACUAAAAGAUAUGCCCCUAUUAAAAAGGAAACUGUUCAAUGCAAAUUUUAUAUAUAGCCUUGCCCUGCUUUGCAUAUAAUUUUCUUUGCUAAUACACCAUUUUUAAUGACUUGUCUUUGAGCAAAUUUUUUUUUUCUUUUUACUUUUUUAGAAAAUUGUUAGGACUGACUCUGAGAACACACAGAGGGUAUUUGGCUCAGGGAAUUUUGAAACUCUUCUACACGAUAUAAAAUCCAAUAAUCAUAUCUCUGCUGUUGUCAUCGGGAUAGAUCGUCUGACAGGCUUGCAGAUAAAUACCUUGCAGACUGCUUGGGGCCUGCCUGUGUACGACCGUUAUACUAUUGUUCUGCAGAUCUUUAAAGAUCAUGCACAAUCUCCAGAGGCAAAGCUGCAGGUGGCUCUUGCGGAGAUCCCAUAUGUUAGGUACGUAUUUGAGAUGUUGUUAAAAAUGAUAGGUUAAAAAAAAUAUUAAGAAGUUAUUUAUUUUUAACUUUAGGUUAUUUUUAUUCAGAAUAUAUAACCUUUAUAUGAAUAUACCAGUGUAAAUAAACUCAUCAUCAUCAUGAAUGAUGCUACAGCACCACCACAUCCUUCCAUUCAGUACGAUCUGCAUUUUUCUUGAGGGUCCUUGUCUCACUUGCAUACAUCAAUCCUGAUCUUAAAAUAGUGAGGUAUAUGGUAUUCUUAGUUUUCCUUGAGAGGUUUCUGCUACCUAGUAGCUUUUGUAGACUGCAAUACGAACCAUGCCUGCUGUUAUCCUUUCUUUAACGUCAUCAUUAUUACAUGGUGCUCCUAGGUCAGGGGUGGGCAAAUUUUUUGUGCGGUGGGCCACAUUGACAAAUGUAAAGCUAUUGGGGGGCUGCAUGUAUAUUAUGUCCAAUUUUUACAUGUCGAUAAACAUUUCUCUAUAUUAAAAUCGACAUGACAAAAGUCAAGCACUGUUUAAAAAAUUAGAAAAUUAGAAAGUUGAUAAAAAAUAUUCAAACAAUCAUAACGGUACAUGAAAUUCUGUAAAAUUCAACAACAUAACUUAAAAACAAAGUGAUUUUUUUCUUUCUAAAUGCCUUCGAGGGCCGCAUAAUAUGAAUUGCUGCGCCACUGUAGUUUUCCCACCCCUGUCCUAGGUAUUUGAAUAUAUCCAUUCUCCCAAAGGCGUAUUUUAAAAAUUUGUUGUCAAAUGUAUGUCUGUUACCAGAGGUUGCCAUGCAUAAAUAAACUUUGGUCAUUGUAUAAAUAAUUCUUAUAUGUUUAAUCUGUCAUUUGACACCCAAAAGCUAAAAUUUCGAAUGAUUAAGUUGGUCCAUUUUUUUAAGAGUGUUCUCCACGAUGUUUACAUUGAAAAACAAUAACAGACAUCCUUCCAUAACAUGUUAGUCCCAAAGAUAGUAUGUUCUUAACCAAGUUCCAAAGAUAGUAUGUUCUUAACCAAGUCCCAAAGAUAGUAUGUUCUUGACCAAGUCCCAAAGACAGUGUGUUCUUAACCAAAUGAUAUUUUGAAUCUGCCUCUUAAUGACCUGAUACAAUUCAUGAACAAAGCUUUUCUACAUUUUGUCAUUUAUUUUUCUAUCUCAUGUUUCUAUGUUGUUUUUUUAAAAAUUAAUAUAAAAUAAAUAAAAUUGUCUUUUUGUUUGUUAAGAUCCAGAUUAGUGUUAAUACAUGGUGGUUUUGAUGCUGGGGUUUCUCACUUAGUUGGAGGGGCCACACAGAUGGAUCUAGACCGCAGAAGGUUACUACUGCAGGUAAAGCAUCAACAGUGUGGAGUGAUGAUACCGUAAACAUUUACACCUUUAUUUACACUCUACUAGUCGAAUAGAAUGCAGUUAGAAAUUAUACCCUAACAUGUAGAAGGAAGGUUCAAAUUUAUUAUUUACCUUUUCUGAACAUGGUUUUAACAUUGCUUAUUUAACUUUGGACGUAGAUAUCUGAUAUACAUUUAUAUGAUAUACUAACUAUAGCCUGCCAAACAAUGGCAGCCGCAAUGCUUGAACUUCCCAUAUACUAAAGUUGCUUGACAAAAUAUGCACUUUAUAAGAAUCCAAUAGUGUGUUGUUGCCCCGCACACUUUUUUUAUGCUCCUGAAAUAUAUCACUAUUCUAAUGUCACACCCCCUUUUAGAACACCAUGUUUAAAUCGAGACUAUUUCCAUAAAACAAAAGAAAAUAUUAUGCACCAAAUGGACUUAACAUUAUUUUAAGAAUCUCAUUUAGCCCAGUUAUUGGUAUUUUAUUUGUUGAAGUCAGUGCCAUGUGGUAGCGUUGGUGACAUUGUUACAUAGAGAAUUAAAUAUUUUGAUACAUGCACAGUCUAUUAUACUUUAAGAAUUUAAAUAGACAUCCCCAAUGUAUAAACAUAUUUACUUUUUGUAUUCUUAUAUUUCUUAUAUUAUGAUGCUAAGUAGACAUUUAUGAUAAUAUUUUACUUAAUGUAGUUUCUGUUUACUUUAGCGACGUGAGUCUAAAUUAAAGAAACAAUUAGAAACUUUACAUGGCAAAAGACAAGAAAUUCGAAGCUUGAGAAUUCGUAACAGUGUCCCUACUGUAGCAGUUGUCGGCUAUACAAAUUCAGGUUAGAAAGUGAAGUUCAAAUUGAGCUUUGAUAUUUUUUAUACGGUACUUUUAUAUCUAUACUAGCUUUCUAAAAAGCCUGUCUUUGCUUGGAUUUGGAUGAGAUAUGAUGUAGUAAUUAUUGGACAUAGCAGCAUUAAUUUUAUUUUUUUUAAUUCAGUAUCGGUGAUCAAGAGGUGGUCAGAGAGCUCCAGAAUCUAUGUUCACUAACUACAAAUAUGACUUGGGUUAUACCAUUUAGAUAUUGGUCUUUGACAUGGGACAAUUAUUAUUUUUGGUAGUCCUAUGGAUCAAAAAUAAGUUCUUCAUAAUAAAAUGUUAACAAUUUUUAAAAUUUCUUUUAAUUUUAAUUUACGUUUAGGCAAAACGACCCUUAUCAAAGCAUUGACAGAAGAUGAAAACUUAAUCCCCCAAAAUCAACUUUUUGCCACUCUCGAUGUCUCAGCACAUGAUGGUCUUUUGGCAUCAUUGAUGAAAGUCACAUAUAUUGAUACUGUCGGCUUUAUUUCUGACAUGCCCAUUACUCUACUGGAUGCUUUUAAAGCUACCUUACAAGAUGCAAUACAUGCAGUAAGAUUUUAACCAACUACUUCAGAAAAUUAUAAUGAAAAACAGUUACUAUUGUCAUAGAAAAGAUCAAAGGUGUAUUGUGCUUGGUAUCUUGUGAGACAUUUUAAAUAUUUUUGCAGAAAUUUAUUAAAUUAGAUCAAUUUGGUAACUGACUAUUAGUACCGGUAUGUCCACUGAUGCUGACACUUGGCCAAAAAUAGAUUUGAAAAUUGAAAUAAAGGCUCUAGGUUACAGUUACACAUUCCCAUCCUAUUCAGCUUAGGUCUGUGGCUCUUCAAAAGUUUCACCGGCUUUGGUUAUUUAAUAGUGUGUAUAUUGUGUUUUAUUAUUAAAUAUAUUUUGUAUGGGUUCAGCUAUCUAAAUAAAUAUUUUUAUGUAGUGGAAAUAUGAAAUCAAAAUAUAUAAAAAUUCAUGACAUGUGAGUACCAGUACCAUAAAUAGAUUUAUGCACUAAAUUUAACAAUCAUGUAGUAAAAAUUAAAAACAAUAAUUGUUAAAGUAUCAAGUAAAAGGAGUAGUUUAUUAUAUCACUUUCCUUUUUCAAUUUCAAGACCAUAUGCCCCUGUGGGGGCACAGCUCCCUAAAAAUACUUUUAUUUUAACAAUAUAUAAUUUUUCAAUUACAAUUUCCUUGAAAUGCAAUAUUAAAAAAUUGUUUGUGCCUCCUCUCUAGGAUGUCAUCAUUCACAUUCGUGAUGCCAGUCAUCCGGAUAGAAAACUUCAAGUGGUUUCUGUACAUAAAACAUUAGGGAGGAUGCUUCCUGAAGAGAAAAUGAUGUCCAUGAUAGAAGUUUACAACAAGAUGGAUAUAAUAUCUCCACAGUAAGUCAUUUAACUAAUGUACUUUUUUUGUUUGUGAUGUGUGAUCAAUUUUUUAUGGGCAGAAACAAAUGAAUUGAAAUAAUCCUAAAACUUUGUGGAGUCUAGCUGUGACUAAAUUUAAAUAAUUCUAAAAGUGUCUGGAGUCUAGUUGUGCCACCAGAAAUAAAACUGAACAAUUUUUAGCAAAAUGAUGUGUAUGUUUAUUUAUUCCAGGGAUGCUGCGAGUUUAGACCAGGAAAUCCUUCAAAUUUCAGCAGUCACAGGUCAAGGGCUGGCAGAAUUGGGACUUAAAUUAGAAGAAGCUUUGCUGUCCACUACCAGCCACAUGAAGAAAACUUUUCGUAUUCCUAACAGUGAACAAAUUUUAAGGUAUGCUACACUUGUGUUACUUCCCCACAUUAGAAUUAUUUCCUUAAUUUUUUUGUUGCUAUCAUCAUUUUCAGUCUAGUUAAGUUUGUUCCUACCUUGGAAGGAUAUCAAUUAAUGUAAUACUCUAGGUAUGAAAGUAUUGUAUAGUGGUAACUUGAUAAAUCAAUAUAAUACUCUAGGAAUGGUGUUAUGGUGAGUUCAUCAAUCUCUGGAUAAUAAGUCUAGGUCAGCUUGUCUUCCAAAUUCACCCAGUUUGGUGUGUUAGUGCAGGUCAUGACAGCACUAAUAGUAAAAUCCUCAGAUCCCUUGUGGUUGCUUCUAUUGAAGUGUUUAGAGAUGGCACAAUGCUUAUCUUGCGAAAUAUUACAGAGGUGUUCAGUGCAUCUGUCAGAGAAUCGGCGUCCUGUCUCACCUAUAUAUGACAUCUGGCAGCGGGUUCAAACUGCACUAACACAUCAAACUGGGUGAAUUAGGAAAACGAUCCAGACUUUUGGAACCUUGACACCACAUGGCCGGAAUGUCAUGUUCUCAUUCACCUGUUAAACCUUAACCCCCCCCCCCCCUCCUCAUUACGACCAACGCUGUGGACUUAUUUUUCCUCUCUAACACAUCAAACUGGGUGAAUUAGGAAAACGAUCCAGACUUUUGGAACCUUGACACCACAUGGCCGGAAUGUCAUGUUCUCAUUCACCUGUUAAACCUUACCCCCCCCCCCCCCUCCUCAUUACGACCAACGCUGUGGACUUAUUUUUCCUCUCUACUUUCCCUUUUUGCAUGUAUUUAAUCUCUCACCUAUUUAUUAUCUGUCACAUUCCUCUUGCUGCCCUAUCGUAUACUACAUUUCAGCUAAGUGUUAUUUGUAUAUAAUUCUGUUUUUAGUGUUGUUUGUUUGCUGAUGAUGAAGGCUUCUUGUCGACACCAUUGUUGCGUUUUUUUUCAGGGUUUUCACAUGCUUUGUUUCACUCAUUUCCAUUUUAGUCAAGUAAAUUUAGUAGGUGGGAAGUUCAUGCAUUGCCGCCGCCAUUGUUUUGCGGACUGCAACCAGUAAUCAAAAGUAUUUAUAUCUUUCCUAGAUUUUUGAGAAAAUAUCUAAAUAUGUCAGAACUAAGAAUAAAGGAAAAGCUGAAUCACUUCUCCUGUAUGUGAGAUCACAUACAAAUAAGGGAUACCUGUAAUUUUAUAUAAGUACAGUACUUUUUAAACAAAAUAAUUUACUAAGAUUUUUUUUGUACCGGUAAUAAAUAUUAAUAUGCUGUAAUCAGUUAUUCCAUCUCUAGGUACCUGCAUCUUAAUGUACCGGCACAUCAGUAUUACUGUUACAUGUGUUGUUCCAUUCAUAUAGCGCUCUGUACAUUUUUUGUUGUUGUUGUAUCUCUAACAUUUUUUCCUGCCUCCUUUUUUUUUAAAAUUGCCAUUACUUCAUUUUAUUGCACUGAUUCGUAAUAAAUGAAUAAAUGAAUAAUAAUAAUAAUGGAAUGAAAAUCACUAAAUAUUAUCUUGACGUCUCAGAUUGAUUCUCAAUUCUCCUUUUUGCAGCUGGUUGUAUCAGGAAGCAGCAGUUAGCUCUGCCCAUCCAGACCCAAAAGAUGGACAGUAUUUAAUUGUUGAUGUCAUUAUAUCCCAGCCUGCUUACGGAAAGUUUUGUGCCAGAUUUUCUAGAAAGAACGUACCAAAGACAACAGUAUGAAAAGUAAAGAAAGUUUUUGUUAAGUCUUACAUUUUAAUAAUAACUACCAUAUUUUAUCACAUAUAAUGCGAGAAAUUUAGUGUAAAAAUGUCACUUAAAACAAAGGCUUCGCAUUAUAUGCAUGUAUAGAAAGUUUUUCAUUACUUGUAAUCACUAUACAUUCUUUGGUGCCAUAUUCUUUAUCUAUAAAUGCCUAUGCAACCAAAUCUUCUUAGCCCAAUUGUAUAUGGUAACCGAGCGCCUAUCGUAUCUGUGCAUAACACUAGUAAUGAAAGCAGCAUCCCUUUGAUGGGAUAUUGGAUCACAUUAUACGUGGUAAUAUACAAUAUUUCAAGCUUAUGUUUUUGAAAGUAAACUGAAUUGUUUUUGUUGAAUUCUUUUAAUUCUUUCAAUGAUCAAAAAUAUUAUUGGUAAUUGAAUGUGUUACUGUGCCUCAUGGCAUUAUUUAUAGUAGUACAUAAGUUGAACAUUCAAAUUCGUAUGAUAUGUGUUUAAAUACAUUAAUUUUUUCUAUAAUCUACAUCUUUUCAUCUUACAUUAAAUCAUUUACUGUGGUAUUAUCUUGUUUCUAAAUGAUACCACACCAAUCUUUAAAAGAAGAUAAAUAUUAAACAUUCAAAUUUUAGUUCAGUUAUUUUUUUGACGGUAUUUUUAAACAUUGAAAUGAAAUUAAUAAUACGUAGAGUUGUAAAUUUUUCUAUUGUGUUAUGCAGUUAAGAUUACACAGAUAAAAUGAAUAGCAUAAAACACAAUGUUUUUUUUAAGGUAAAAAGCUUUAAUUAUUCAUACCCACAAGAUAAUUAUGUUAGUUGUUAUAAUCUUUAUGCUAUUCAAAGGAAGUAACUAAAAUUAAAAUUCUAGAAAUGUAUUCCAGAUGUGGUACAUAAUGUAAUUUUGUCCAGUUCUGCAUUUUAUGGUACUGAGUUUUUGUAGCGAAUUUUGUAUUUGACAAUUUUUAAAAAAUUCUGAAGUGCUGACUCUUUCUUUAAAAUACAGUAAAUAUGUGGAGAUUAACUAGGUCCUUCUGGUGUAAAGAAGCGAGACAAGUCUAGAGCAGUGUUCUGCAACCUUUGCAGUGCUCUGCAACCUUUUCCAGUCCAUACGGCACAUCUAGACUCUUCAACAAUUUCCGCAGCACCACAAUAAAAACAUGAACAAAACUCUAAACUGUUUUUCUGAUUUAACUUGGGC